Messenger RNA from Cylicocyclus nassatus, 3478 nucleotides. The record is from the annotation of a GenBank genome assembly. NCBI's taxonomy places the organism in Eukaryota, Metazoa, Nematoda, Chromadorea, Rhabditida, Strongylidae.
AUGCAGAGAAACAGACGAAUCACAAGUCUGCAAUACAUACAUUUGAGAUACGCACAAUUACGUACGUCUGCGCAAAACUGUCCAUAUGGCCCGCUUUGGUCGUUCGUCUGUCUUUUAUCUUUCGGCAGCUGCCAUUCCAACCACUUUUUGAAUCAUUUGACGAACGGUAAAAUGGUAGCGGUGCAACACCAUCUCGUCAUAAAUGCCAAGCCAGGCGACUAUCCCUAUGCAACAAUUAUCGCUUUGGCUGCAGGCAAAUGCAACAUUGAGCUUUCCAUCAAUCACAGCGACAAAGAAGAACCGGGACUGAAUGUUGAUGGCUUCGUCAUUGCCAACGACAUCAGUAUCGCAAGAUUGGUGGCUCAGAGCAUUGGCUUACCCGACUUUACCGGAACUACAUGUUUCGAAUCAGCCAAGAUUGAUGAAGUAUUGACAUUGUGCGAACGCGUAGUCGAUGGAUUUCUUAUCGACGAAGAAGUUUUAUCUGGAGUACAUUUGGGCAAAAGUGGGACGCUAUUCGAAGGGCGUGUCACUAUAGCAGAUGUGGCAUUGUGGAGCUUGAUAACCAAAAAUCCAGAGUUACAAAAGAAGUAUUCCAAUCUAUUCGAUGCAGUCGUCAAAGAUCGACGCUUCGUAGCUGCUCAUCAAAUGGUCGGAAAGUAUGCUACUGAUAAUGUAAAACAACAAACAAAGGAGAAGCAGAAGGAUGAAGGCAAGUUUGUCGAACUCCCUGGAGCUGAAAAAGGAAAAGUUGUUGUACGUUUUCCACCUGAGGCAAGCGGGUACCUACACAUUGGUCAUGCAAAAGCUGCGUUGUUAAACCAGUACUACCAACAAGCUUUCGAUGGGCAGUUGAUCAUGCGUUUCGAUGAUACCAAUCCUGCCAAGGAAAAUGCACAUUUCGAGCAAGUCAUAAAAGAAGAUCUUGCCAUGCUGAAUGUGAAGCCUGAUCGUUGGACUCAUUCAUCAGAUCACUUUGAGAAAAUGCUGGAAAUGUGUGAAAAGUUGCUGAGAGAGGGAAAGGCUUACGUCGACGACACGGAUACUGAAACCAUGCGCAAAGAGCGUGAGGAGCGUAAAGAAAGCAAAAACAGGAAUGCAUCUCUGGAAACAAAUCUUGCUUUAUGGGAGGAAAUGAAAAAAGGUACAGAAAGAGGAACGCAGUGUUGUGUUCGUAUGAAGAUCGACAUGCAGUCAAAUAACGGAGCAAUGAGGGACCCCACCAUAUACCGUUGUAAACCUGAGGAACACGUCCGUACUGGAUCAAAGUAUAAAGUCUAUCCUACCUAUGAUUUUGCAUGUCCGAUAGUCGAUAGCGUAGAAGGAGUUACGCACGCUCUUAGAACAACCGAAUAUCAUGACAGGGACGAUCAGUAUUACUUCAUCUGUGAUGCCUUGGGACUACGCAAACCUUACAUCUGGUCGUAUGCUCGGUUGAACAUGACAAAUACUGUUAUGAGUAAGAGGAAGUUGACUUGGUUUGUCAAUGAAGGACAUGUGGAGGGAUGGGAUGAUCCGCGUUUCCCGACAGUACGAGGAGUGAUGCGCAGGGGUAUGACUGUGGAAGGACUGCGACAGUUUAUCAUUGCUCAAGGUGGAUCACGUUCAGUGGUAAUGAUGGAAUGGGAUAAAAUUUGGUCCUUUAACAAGAAAGUUAUUGACCCCGUAGCCCCAAGAUACACAGCUCUUGACUCCGCCUCCCUCGUCCCGGUUUUCAUCUCAACUCCAGUUACCGUCGAAGAAGUACAGGUUCCUCUCCAUCCAAAGAAUCAGAGUGUCGGCUCAAAAUCCAUAUGGCGAAGCGCAAAGCUACUAGUAGAGCAAGCGGACGCUUGUGAAAUGAAAAGUGGCGAUACGGUCACUUUUGUCAAUUGGGGAAACAUCAAAAUUUCCUCCGUAGAAAAGAGUGAUGGAAAAGUGACGCAGAUAUAUGCAGUUUUGGAUCUAGCAAAUCAGGACUUCAAGAAAACGAUGAAGGUAACGUGGAUAGCGGAGGCCGAGGCUCCGAGCGCAGCGCUCAUUCCAGUGGUUACUGUAGAUUACGAUCACAUCAUUAGUAAAGCUAUCAUUGCUAAGGAGGAUGAUUGGAAGAACUACAUCAAUUAUGACUCCGUGCAUUACACAAAAAUGGUUGGUGAGCCAGCACUCCUCAGUGUGAAGAAAGGUGACAUCAUUCAAUUGCAACGCAAGGGAUUCUAUAUUUGUGAUCACGUCUACCAGCAGAAGAGCGAUUUUAGUGCUUCCGAGACACCUUUACUACUCAUUUAUAUUCCUGAUGGACAUAUUAAGGAGACGGCCAAUAAGGCUAAGCAGAACGCAACAGAAAAGCCUGCAGUGGCUUCCUCAUCUUCCGGUGACGUUUUUGCCCUAUACAAAGCUCUUGAAGAUCAAGGAAAUGCAGUGCGAGCGCUGAAGGCGGAAGAUCCGAAGUCCGAUGCUACAAAGCAAGCUGUGCAGAAGUUGUUGGAAUUAAAGAAGCAGUACAAAGACGCCACAGGUCAAGAAUACAAAGCAGGACAGCCGCCUUCAUCGUCUGCUCCGGCUUCAGUUGCAAGCGGCGACGUGUCUGUUGAAGCGCUUGUCAAAGAAAUACAAACGCAAGGCGAAAUUGUGCGAAGUGAGAAGGCCAAGGAUCCUAAAUCAGCAUCAACCAAAGGUGCUAUAGCUAAAUUACUGGAUCUAAAGAAACAAUACAAGGAGAAAACUGGCAAAGAUUACGUCCCGGAAACAACUUCUGCUCCUUUUGCUCCUAAAGCUUCGUCUGAUGUGCAAGCAUUAUGCUCUGAAAUCGAAGCACAAGGGGAGUUGACGAGGCAAGAGAAAGCCAAGGAUGCAAAAUCGGCUGCAGCAAAAGCAGCAAUAAUGAAGUUACUUGAGCUCAAACAAAGGUAUAAGGAACUAACAGGGACAGAUUAUAAGCCUGGGCAGACGCCUCCUGCGAAAUCUCAGCCAUCUGCUUCAACACCGUCAAAUGCCUCUGCACUCUAUGCGGAAAUUGAGGCACAAGGAGAUCUUGUUCGAAGUGAGAAAGCGAAGGAUGCAAAAUCGGAAGCGUCCAAAACCGCUAUUGCUAAAUUGCUGGAGUUAAAGAAACAGUAUAAAGAGGUUACUGGUAUCGAAUAUAAACCAGGGCAGAAACCUGAGGGAAGUACGCCAAAUGUCGCUACCUCUCCCGAUGAUGAUGCUGCUACCCUUUAUAAUCAAAUUCAAGCUCAAGGAGAGCUUGUACGUAGCGAAAAGGCAAAGGAUGCAAAAUCGGAAGCUUCAAAAACCGCUAUAGCUAAACUGCUCGAGUUAAAGAAGUUAUACAAGGAGAAAACCGGCCAAGACUACAAGCCCAAGUGACGUGUGUGACCAAUCGUUUUUGUUAUUGUUGAUGUUUUACAAUGAGGAAGUUGUUAUCCGCCUACGUCUAUGCUGUUUUGACCAAUCUUGGCAGAUAUUGAUAUAAUGAAUUUCUAAUAUAUUUUGUUGUUGC